This is a messenger RNA of Didymodactylos carnosus, 429 nucleotides long. NCBI's taxonomy places the organism in Eukaryota, Metazoa, Rotifera, Eurotatoria, Philodinida, Philodinidae. The record is from the annotation of a GenBank genome assembly.
AUGUUCAUAUCCAAAGUAUCGUUAAUAUCUAAAUAUCCCGAAGAUCUUAAAUAUCCUAAACAUCCUAAAUAUCGUAAAUGUUCAAAAUGCCCCAAAUAUCCUAAAUAUCCUGAAGAAUAUCCCGAAGAUCCUAAAUAUCGUAAAUAUCCUCAAGAUCUUAAAUAUCCCAAAUGUCGCACAAUGGAUCACAUUCUAAAAUCGAAUGUCUAUCCAACAUAUCUAAGACCAUUGGAAGCAAUUCUAAUCCCAAGUCCAUAUGAUACUAAAAUAUUGCUGAAAGCUAUGGUAAAAUUGCGCUCAAAUAUCUUUUAUACGUGCGAAGGUAAUACGUUUUUACAUCGUGAAAAUCGUAGAUUAACUAAAAUAAGGCGUUUACCUUAUAAACAAUUGCGAGAUUCUUAUCCGUUCGUGAACAGUCAAUAUGAUUAA